This is a messenger RNA of Nothobranchius furzeri (turquoise killifish), 2924 nucleotides long. It is a transcript of the gene polr3e, whose product is annotated as polymerase (RNA) III (DNA directed) polypeptide E. Gene Ontology annotation, biological process: tRNA transcription by RNA polymerase III. NCBI's taxonomy places the organism in Eukaryota, Metazoa, Chordata, Actinopteri, Cyprinodontiformes, Nothobranchiidae. The record is from RefSeq and is a predicted model, not a curated record. Gene Ontology annotation, cellular component: RNA polymerase III complex; nucleus.
AUUGUUUUGGUUCUUCAUUACCACCUGUGUGAUACACAUAUCGCAACAAUCCUGAGUGGAAAUGAUUUUUGUGGACGUUUAAAAAUGAGCGUGCCACAUACUGUCUCACUCGAGCUCCUCCCCACGUGUCUGUGGAGCUGACUCAACGUUACCUUCAGUAGGGUAGCACUACACUAACUUCUGAUUGAGUUCUGCUACUCUGGACAUCUCAUGUACGGAUGACACGGUUUAUGUUGAGCGGCGAAGUGCGCAGUUUGGAUCCCUGAGAUCAUCUGCCACUCCUCUCUCAUCACAUAUUUCUGUUUUUCACUCUGAUUACAUCAAUAUGGCCAGUGGUGAUGAAGAUGACCCCAUUAUAGAGGAGAUCGAUGUGUACCAUGCCAAAAGCCUUGCAGAUAAACUCUAUCUUCUCCAGUACCCUGUCCGACCAUCCACUAUGACCUAUGGUGACGUCAAUCACCUGGCGGCUAAGAUCAAACCCAAACAGCAGAGGCUGGAGCUGGAGGUGGCCAUUAACACCACCAGUCCAAACUACUGUCGCAGUAAAGGAGAGCAGAUUGCUCUGAAUGUGGACGGCACGUCUUACGAUGAAACCAACACCUACUCGGCAAAAAUGAUGGACAAACAGACAUUUUCCUCCAUCCAGGCCACCACCAACACCUCUAGAUAUGCAGCUGCUGUGUUCCGCAAAGGCGAGCUUCAUGUCACCCCUCUGACUGGAAUCCUGCAGAUGAGACCCAGCUUCUCGUAUUUGGACAAAGCCGACAACAAAACCAGAGAGCGUGAGGCGGCCAACGAAGGUGGAGAUUCCUCCCAGGAUGAAACCGAAGAGGAAGCCAAAGCAAUUACAGUGAGGUUUGCUCGUCCUGAGUCAGAGCAGGCCCGGCAAAGGAGAAUCCAGUCGUACGAGUUUCUGCAGAAGAAGCAGGCCGAGGAACCCUGGAUCCAUUUAAAGUAUCACAGUGCCAAGGACGGGCGCUCAGACCACGAAAAGCAGUACCUGUUCUGUCAGUCAGUGGAUGCUUCUCAGAACUGUGAGCUCGUCAAAACUCCAAAGGAGUACUUGGACAUGCUGAUGCCCCCCCUCACAGAGGAGAAACUUGCGACGCCUGUUGGUCCCAGUAAUGUGCUCUCUAUGGCUCAGCUGCGCACUCUGCCUCUGGGAGAACAAGUCAAGACGCUGAUGAAGAACGUGAAAGUGAUGCCGUUUGCCAACCUUAUGGGUCUACUGGCCUCUGGGAUCGAUCAGACCUCAGUGCUGCGCUGCAUCCAGCAGGUGGCGCUGCUGGUUCAGGGUAACUGGGUUGUGAAGAGUGAUGUUCUGUAUCCGAAGAACACCUGCAGCGCUCACAGUGGUGUCCCUGCUGAAGUGCUCUGUCGUGGCAGAGACUUUGUGAUCUGGAGGUUCACACAGGAGCGCUCUGUGAUGAGAAAAGAGAUCACCUCUAUCAUCAAACUUCCUCCUGAGGAUGUGAAGGAGUUCCUGGAGCACAUUGCAGCUCCUCGGGUCAACCGGGGCUGGGAGUUCCUGCUGCCCACCGAUAUGGAUUUCAUUAAGAAGCACCCAGACAUCACCCACAGGCAGCACAUGCUGUGGCUCGGUAUCCAAAGCAAGUUAGAAAAAGUGUUUAACUUCUCCAAAGAAGAUUUUGUGCCAAAGAAUGCCCCUCAACAAGAGCCUGUCCACAUCAGCGGCGAUCAGCGCCUGAAGAUGGCUCAGGAGCGAGUGACGGAAAACAAAGUGUCUCUGCAACGUGACCUGGAUGGCAGACGUGCAGGAAGCAGCGUCCAGAUCAACCAGGAGCCCAGCAGGGCGGGUGAGCCUAUGGACACCUCAUCGUCCUCUGUCCCCAAUGGUUCUGUUAACGGUUACCCCAGUGCCACCUCCCCCAGCUUUGACCACGCUAAUGGAGGGAGCCCCUCCAACACACUGUCGCCAGAGCUGCAGGACUUUGUGACUCAAACUUUCCGGAAGCAUGUUGUGAUAACGCUGAGCGAGCUAAAGAGGUUGUUUAACCUCCAUCUGGCGUCCAUGCCAACAAGACAAAGUAUCUUCUGCUCCAUCUCGGACCACAUGCUGCAGGACGCCGUCCUGCUGUGUCAGUGCAAACAGAUAAUGGUGCCUUUUCCUGCUCAGAGCAAAGCAGCUCCUGAUGAACAGAAGGUCUUUGGCUUGUGGGAGACGGGAGACAGUUUUGACCAGCACCGUCGCCUGCUCUACGGCGUGUUCUCUAAGAACUACCGGGUCAGGAGGGCCACCAUUCAAGCCAAACUCACUCAGGAGCUCGGAGAUGUGUCUAAAGCCGAAAUUGACCGGCUACUCCAUGAGUGCUGCAGCAGCCACGCAGGAAUGUGGUACCUCAAAGGAACCAUCCAGUCCUGACCCUGAGAACCUGCCCCCCUUUUGGGCUCCAUCUGAUAAUCAAAUCAUGUCCGAGGGGAGGGCAGAGAGGGACAUAUGAACCAAUCACAGCCGCCGGUUCAGCUUCGAGAGCCAGUGAUUGGAGGACAGGGACGCUAGAUGCUGCUGCGCUGCUCAGAUGAAGCUUUUCUCAUUUUAAGGAGACACUUCUGACUGGGAGAACAAAGUCCCUCAAAGCUGAAAAGUCUGACAAGUGACUUUAAAGAGAUGAAGAAAUAGUAAAAUAAGUAUACAUUUACGGUUUCACGUUAGAAUUUUUUAUUUUGCAUUUACUAUCUAAUUAAGAACCUCAUAAUAGAUUCUUUAAAUUGGGAUUGAAAUCAGUUGAGACAGCUUUCAUUUGGUUUGGUUACAUUUUCAACGUGAUUUAUCUUUGUCUGAACUGACACGUGAAAGACAAACCGAAUGUCAUCAUGCCCGUUGUUCUAACAGCAAAGGUAGAAAAUGCAGUACAUUUUGAGAAUAAAAACUCAUGAGUCUUGAGAGUAAAGCAUCAAUUUAA